GCCGGCGGCCGCGCGGCCAUUGGCUGCCGUGCCCUGGCCGCUUUGUGCCGCCCCUCACUAUUGGCCGCGGCCGCGGGUGCUGCCGUAAGCGCGGUGGCCAUUGGUGGCGGUGCAGCAUGGCGGGCGUGGGCGGCUCCUGGCGGCCGCCGCGGUCGUGCGAGGACUACUGGGGAGAGUGGAAGCAUUGCCGCGGGCUGCUCCACGCCUUCCACCACUACUACGCGCACGGGGAGCUGCCGGAUUGCGGCCGCUGGCGGGAGGACUACGAGGCCUGCCGCGCCUGGGAGAGGGACGGCGCCGCCGCCGCGCAGGAAGCUUUGUGCAGGAGUGAAAGAGCUCGAGUUAUGGAGAAACAGAAAUAUGCUCCAGUGUGGAAGCUCAGGAAGAGCCCACCACCUGACUGGUAUCUACCACUUGACCAUGACAAAUCAAAUUAACAAGACUGAUUUCUGUGUUUGGUUAGUAACAUAAUAUACAAUUCAGAAUUA
Molecule: messenger RNA, 488 nt
Organism: Oenanthe melanoleuca
Lineage: Eukaryota; Metazoa; Chordata; Aves; Passeriformes; Muscicapidae
Gene: C15H22orf39
Product: chromosome 15 C22orf39 homolog
Exons: 3
Coding region: 117-437 (106 amino acids)
Source: RefSeq, a predicted model, not a curated record